This is a messenger RNA of Protopterus annectens (West African lungfish), 4904 nucleotides long. RefSeq names its product testis expressed 14, intercellular bridge forming factor (gene TEX14). Lineage: Eukaryota; Metazoa; Chordata; Ceratodontiformes; Protopteridae. Gene Ontology annotation, molecular function: protein kinase activity; protein binding; ATP binding. Gene Ontology annotation, cellular component: kinetochore; midbody; intercellular bridge. The record is from RefSeq and is a predicted model, not a curated record. The transcript has 28 exons. Gene Ontology annotation, biological process: male meiotic nuclear division; attachment of spindle microtubules to kinetochore; mitotic sister chromatid separation. The coding region runs from base 1 to 4647 and encodes 1548 amino acids.
AUGUCUCGUGUAGUGCCAUUACCUCUGCCCUGUCCAGUUCAGCUUGGCUCGCUGAAGGAUGACACUAUUGAGGGUCAGCUGCACAUGUAUGUUAGAGAAGGGAACUAUCGGAAAGUGAAAAAGCUUCUCGAGAAAGGUGCUGAUGUAGACACAGUCAACAGUCUUGGACAGACUCCUUUGUUUGUAGCUGCACUGCUGGGCCUUGAUAAAUUGGUGGAUGUUUUACUGGAUAAUGGAGCAGACCCUAAUCAUCGCUGUUAUGACAGAAGUACACCAGUUCAUGCUGCAGCCUUUUCCUGCAAUCAGUGGGUUCUCAGUAAAUUACUGGAUGCUGGAGGUGAUGUGAGACUACAUGAUGAAAAUGGCAGGACUCCGGACAUUUGGGCCAUGACAGCAGACAGGCAGCAGAGUGACAAGAUGCUGGAGUUCAUACAACGCUGUGCUUCUCACAUGAAAGCAUUUAUACAACGUACAGCUUGUGAUGACAUCUGCAAAGUUGGCAGUUCUCCUCAGAAACUUGUACAGAAUCCAUCUUUACUUCAGGCCAUCAAGCAAGGAAAUCCAGAUAUGCAGCUGUCCAGAAUGUGUAAAUGUGGUACAUUCUCUUCCAAGGCUGUCUGCUGUUUUGGCUAUGGGAAGUUGUGUAUAACCGGAAUGAAACGAACAUCUUAUCUUGCCUCUGUUCCAGUUAUUACUGAGAAGGAACUACUACAGGCAGAUGAUGAAGCAUCAUCAUCUUAUGCAAAUGGACCCUACAUGAGAAUGACACCUCUUAUAUGGAAUGGCAACAGAGUCACAGUGAAGGAGUUAAUUCCACCAACACACCUGAACUGCAGUAAAUUACGUUUGGGGGAUUUAAUAAUUGCAGAACAGCAGUAUGCUAGUAAACUUAGGCAUUUCCAUGUGAUGCUUCUAAUGGCCAUUUGUUUGUCUCAUGACAUGGAAAGAACUCAAUUAGUUUAUGAAAGAGUCUAUCUUGGAUCAUUGUACAGCAUACUACAUGAAAAGCGUUCUGAAUUCCCAUUAUUGCGUCUGGAGACUAUUGUAAGUGUUCUUCUGCAAAUUAAUGAUGCUCUGAUAUACUUGCAUUCUCAAGGAUAUAUUCAUCGAACACUCACAUCUUAUGCUGUCCAGCUUGUUACAACUGAUGUUGCCAAAAUAAGCAACUUUGAAUUCAUGGUUGAGAGCAAAGACGGUGGAGUCCAUAGUGACCUUACAAGAAUUCCUGUUCCAGUGCAGUUUUACAACUGGGUUUCACCUGAAGUAAUUCGAGGAAAAUCUGCUACUUUUAAGUCAGAUGUUUACAGUUUUUGUACAGUUAUUCAAGAAGUGUUCACAGAAACUGUUCCUUGGUUUGGUGUGGAUGGCUCAGUCAUUAAAAAUAUCUUAUCCUCUGGACGUGGAUUAGAAGUAGAUGCAAGAGUUCCCAAGCCAUAUUAUGACAUUGUAAGAAUGGGAGUACAAGUUAAACAUCAAGACCGCUGUAUAAAUCUUCAGGAUAUUCGCUAUAUCAUUCGUAAUGAUAUAAAGGAUUUGACUGCAAGGCAGCAAGAACAUACUGAUGAAGGAAUUAAAGGAGAAAGUAAACUUUAUCCUAAUAUGAAUACUGACUUGGGUUAUAUGUCAGUUAAGCCUUUUGGUGAAGAAGAAAUUCAGUCUGAAAAGCGAGAAUAUAAAACUGACUCUCCGCAUUAUGCUUUCAACAGUCAUGUGAAGUACACAAAUGAUCAGAUUAAAACAGUUGUUAAAACAUGGAGUGAUGACGAAAGCCAACAUGAAAUGGUACUGAAGGAGCAGGAAUGCUGCAGGGAUACCAAGUCUUUCAAGUCACAGAAUCCUUUUUCAAGUCUGGAUAACAGAAACAAAGUCUCUGUGUCUAACCUUGCUGAAGGACAGAGCAAAGAUGUGGGUGCACAGGCAGACAUACUAGAACACCUUAAGGAAUUGGACAGUGCUUUGGAGUUUGAGUUGAGAAAGCAUGAGACAGAAGAGUAUACAGAUACUAACGAAUCCUUGUUGAAUCAGGACCGGCGUAGUUCAAACAUCAGUGAAGGAGAAAGUUCCUUUUCAGAUACAGUUACAUAUUACACAUCAGAAAAUGAAGCUGUGUCAGAGAAUGAAAAUGUUGUGGUAGGUCCAAAAGAAAAUAGACAGUCAGAGAUAUCAGUGGACAUCAAGAAUAGUGAAGAGUUUAUGGAAAAGAACAAAUUUGGUACUGUUGAACAGGCUAUAAGCUCCUGUGUUCUAAAUUUGAAGGUGUCACAGACUUUGCUUCAGCAAGCUGAAGAUAGUCUUUGUAAUGCAGAACAGAUACUUGAUGGAAGUAUGAAUGCUUUAUCAAAAGACUCGGAAAGAUUUGAGAAAACGACAUUUGAAAUGAAGACUUCUGUGGCUCAGGAUGUAGUUGAUAGUUGCAAUAAUUCAAGAAGGAAAGAAAAGUCUAAUAUCUCAGUUGCUCUAGGGCCUCCACAACAACACUACAUGUCACCAGGACAUCAUACUCAAAGAGUGCACAGUGCUUCUGAUUGUAAGCAUUUCCCAGCAUUGUCGGGGGAUAUGAGGCAGACACCAAGUGAACAGAUCAUCUGCUGUGUCAGAGAGAACAUUGGUGAAGGAGAUGAUGAUGAAAGUGAUUAUAGUUCAAACAGCUUUGCAAGCCUGUCAACAAGGCACAGUCAGGGUGUGAAAGUAAAAGCGUCUGUCAGAGAAAGAAACUGGGAUGAUGUACAGUACUGUAAUGUGAAAGGCACCGUAGUGGCUGAUAAUGAAAGUGUUGAAAUGACAGCAAGGUUACAGUCAAGCAUUCCAAAAAUCAGUUCCCAGACUUGGGCAAAGAAAAUGAAUUCUGUUUGGGCAGAUGAAGUGACUGAAGUAGUAGAAAAACUGGUAUCUGGACAAUUAAACGUUGGAGCUAAAGAAAUGGAAGAAGAUGAAAAUGUAUACAGUGAAAGUGAUGCAGCACAAUCAUUCUUCAGUCAGUUUCCUAACAGGAGUCAGCAAGAAAGGAAAUCCAAGAGACAUUACAAAGGAAGCAGUACAACAAGUCCAGAGUCUGAAGAACCUCAAUGGCAAAACAGAGGACAACACCAAGAAAUGCUAAAGUAUGAACAGCAUAUGUUUGGAUACAGCAGUGAUAUGGAAAAUAGUUUUCCUGGUAUUAAAGGCCAUUCCCUUGAGAACGUGGGGCGAUUCAUGGAGCAGUCAAUUAAUGAAACCUUCAUUACUGCCAGAGCAGCAUCACAAUCCAACAGUAUUUCCAAGUCUGAAAGUGAAUCUGAAAUAAUGCAAGAUUUUGGCAAGCGAAAAGAAAACUCCUGCAUUUUGGAUAUUUCAGGAAGAAAUGUGGUAUUUAAUUGGCCAUCAGUUAAAGAUAGUGGAGAUCGAUCUGGGAUUCAUACACUCGGUUUCACACCGUUUAUCAGCAGCUCUGUGGACGUUCCCAAAGUUGAUGAUUUAACAACUAAAAAUUGCCAAAAUGCAGAUACUUCUUUGGUAGAUAUCCAGGACCUUUCCAGUAUUCCACGAGAAAAAGAAGCUGCUGUUGGAAAGUUGGCUUGUAAAACACCACAUGCAAGGCAUGCUGUAAGCAGAAUCAGCACACCUCGAAGUCCAGAGAGAAAUGUAACAACAUACAAGAAGACAUCCUCAGAGGCAGUGCUUCCUCUAAAUAGACUGCUGGAUACCACGAUUUGGGAAAGUUCAGACUCUGCUAUGACAUCCUUAGGAAGUUUUGCCACUGCAUAUGAUACCUCAGGAAUGCUACGCACUCAAUCUAAAGCUUCAUCGUCUGGGUUCAGUGAAUCUCUGAGUACCUGUCGAUAUGUGAGUGGUGCUAUGCAGUCUCCAUGUCCAGAGCCUGAAAGUGUUGUUCGUACUUGCCCCUUUGUUUACACUCCUCAAGACAUAGGUCAGGCGAAAGAUCCUGGACAGACAAACAAUGACAUGGGAAAGCAGCAGCAGACAGACAAUGCAGUGAACAGCAGUCUGCAUUACAGUGGUAUCUACAGUCAGUUUGAUGAAACAGAAAGAGCCCAUUCUACACUUGAUGCUGCCUUGGAGGCAAUAUUAUCAACGGGGAAUGGAAUCUUAAGUGACAUCUGGGAAAACCAAGAUAUUUUGAAGGAAACAUUAAGGAAGGAAGACCCAGAAGAUGAGGAAGAAUCAACAGUGAGAAGUACUUACCAAGAGGCAAAAUGCACAGAAUUAAAAUAUAACAAUGAUGUAAAACAGGCUGUAGGAACUGGUGCUAAAGUUUCUUUUGGAAUUGACAUUAGUGAUAGCAAAAUAAGCAUUUGCGAAGUUGCUGAAAAUGGCAAGCAGUAUGAAAGAAAUGAAGAUGUACCUGUCAGUGCUGAUAGGAAUUCUGAGAGAGUAACUGAAGGAAGUAGCUAUCAAGGGAAAUUAAGUGCAGACAACAUUAAAGUAAAAGAAGAUGCUAAGAACAUGUGCAAGGAAUAUUCACCUGCUUGUGUUCUUCCAGAAUCUAGUGACAUAAGCAUAUAUCAUGAGGCAAGAAGUCCAAAAGAGGAAGAUGAUACAGAAGCAGUUAGUGAUAAUUUGAAGUGUGUUACUCUUCAGAAACGUCACUGGAAUCAGCCACACAGAGUAAUUAUCCUGGAUCAAGCUAAUUCUCCAAAGCGACUGUGAAUCACAAGCAGAAAAUGUAUAUGAAAAAAUUGGUUCCAUGAAUAUUUCUUGUUUAUUCGUAGUUGUAGUUUACGCAAGUUAACAGUUGUUUUUUUCAUGCUUAUAAACAGAAAUGCACAGUGGAGAGAGAUGGUUCAUGAAUACAGUGAACCACUAAAAGCAAGAAGUAAUUGAUGUUGCAGCAUGCAUUGCUUGGUCACUGAUAUGCUUACAGAAUGUUAGAAAUUGCAAAAUAAAAUCAAAAUAGUAAACUUACA